GGGAGGGGGCACUAUCGUAAGCAAACUCUUAGCAUUGACUAUCAAGCCCUGCUAAAUCACCGCUCUCUCCAAGGAAACAAAACAAUAUAGAAUUGGGUUGACGGCGUGCAACAAGCAUAGACCCUCUCUCGACACGACAGCGCGCUUUCCCGUGGAAUGAGCGUUCCAUGCAGCAUCCUAGGUAUGAAUGACGUGGCCUGGCAGGAGACAAGAGGAGGGAUGCUGCAUGCAAAUGGUGCUCCUGAGACUGGGGGUGUCAGAGUCCAUGGUGGAGGGCCCUUAGCAGCAGUCGGGGGAGCUGGACAGGCUCCUGGAGGUCCACAUUUGCAGGGCAUGGACAGGGUUGUCAACCCUACCCCAGGUACCCCGCAGCCUCCGCUUAGUGGACGAUCUCAGGAUGAUGCCACAGUUGGAUACUUCUUUCAGAGGCAGCCGGGGGAGCAGCUUGGAGGUUGCCCACCCGGCAAGCAUCGCUGGCCAACUGGGGAUGCAAACCAUAUAGAUCAGGUCCGUGCUGUUGAUGAAAUGAACUACGAUUUCCAAGCUCUUGCUUUGGAGUCGAGGGGCAUGGGAGAGCUCCUGCCAGCAAAAAAGCUCUGGGAUUCUGAUGAGUUGGCCAAAGAUGGAAGGAAAGGAAUGCUUCUGGGAGAGGAGUGGAGGGACAAUGCCUGGGGAUCAUCUCAUCAUUCAGUGUCUCAGCCAAUCAUGGUGCAGCGACGACCAGGCCAGAGUUUCCAUGGGAAUGGUGAUGCCAAUUCUGUGCUUUCACCUCGCUCAGAAGGUGGAGGCCUGGGGGUGAGCAUGGUGGAGUACGUCCUGAGCUCCUCUCCAGGGGACAAGAUGGAUGGUCGCUACAGGAACGGUGGCUAUGGUGGAGAAGAUGUUGACCAAGAUGUAAGAGAGAAGAACGAUGCCCAAGAGAAGGGGUCCCCCUUUGAAGAAGACAAGAGCCCAGAGAUGAAGGUCGGAGAGGAAAACGAUCCCUCCAAAGCUAAUGGAAGAGGGUUACUAAAUGGCAUGGACAGAGACUGCAAAGAUUUCAAUCCAACUCCUGGAAGCCGUCAAGCCUCUCCCACCGAAGCAGUGGAGAGGAUGGGUCCCAGUCAGACCGGUUUAGAGAUGAUGGGACAGCACCACCCCCAUGCCCUCCAACAACACAACCCCAACCAAAACAAAGCCCCAUCAGAGGAUUUCCAGAACCAGGAGGCCCAGAAUAUGGGUGGUAUGGAGCAGCAGGCCGGCGUGGAGUCCCUCCAGUUUGACUACGCUGGGAACCAGAUUCAGGUGGACUCCUCUGGGACUCCAGUAGGAUUGUUCGACUACAACUCUCAGCAGCAGUUAUUCCAGAGAUCUAAUCCCCUGACUGUGCAGCAACUUACUGCAGCUCAGCAGCAACAAUAUGCUCUGGCUGCAGCCCAGCAGCAGCAUCUUGCUGGGCUUGCUCCUGCAUUUGUGCCAAACCCUUACAUCAUUAAUGCUGCCCCCCCUGGAGCGGACCCUUACACUGCCGCUGGGCUGGCAGCAGCAGCGACGCUCGCAGGCCCCACAGUAGUCCCACCACAGUACUACGGAGUUCCUUGGGGAGUGUACCCAGCCAAUCUUUUCCAGCAACAGGCUGCAUCAACUGCCAAUCACUCAGCUAAUCAACAAGCAUCCAAUCAGGGACCAGGACCAGGCCAACCACAGGUAAUGCGCACAGGAACCAACCAGAGACCUCUCACACCCGGGCAAGGCCAGCAGAGUCAGCAGGAGUCCCUGGCUGCAGCAGCUGCUGCAAACCCUGCACUGGCGUACACAGGAAUGCCUGGUUAUCAGGUGUUGGCCCCUGCAGCCUACUAUGACCAGACUGGAGCUCUGGUGAUGGGCCCAGGUGCCAGAACUGGCCUUGGUGGUCCAGUUCGUCUAGUCCAGACCCCUCUCCUCAUUAACCCUGCUGCAGCACAGGCUGCAGCCGCCGUGUCAGCAUCCGGCUCGGGUAACAACAUGUCUGGUCCCCCAGCCAAUGGUCUGUACCGCUCCAUGCCUCAACCUCAGCCCCAGCCGCAGCAGCAGCAGGCCCCCCCGCCAAGCAGCGGCCUGCCCUCCAGCUCGUUCUACGGCUCCGGAUCAGUCCCCAACACCUCUCAGAGCAGUUCCCUCUUCUCUCACACUUCUGCUGCACCACCUCCACCAAGCUCCUCUCUGGGCUUCAGCAGCACCGGCGGCUCCCUGGGUGUCGGUCUGGGCUCAGCUCUUGGAGGCUUUGGCUCCUCUGUAUCCAGCUCUACCAGUAGCAGCGUAUCUCGCAGGGAUUCCUUGUUGGCGAGCUCUGACCUGUACAAACGUGGCGGCAGUAGUUUAACUCCCAUCGGUCAACCCUUUUACAACAGCUUGGGUUAUUCGUCCUCACCUAGCCCCAUUGGCCUCACACCAGGUCACUCCCCGCUCACCCCUCCACCCUCUCUGCCCUCCUCUCAUGGAUCCUCUUCUAGCCUUCACCUAGGUGGCCUGACGAAUGGCAGCGGUCGUUACAUUUCAGCAGCACCUGGAGCUGAAGCAAAGUACCGUAGCACCGGUGGGACGUCGAGUCUCUUUAAUUCCAGCAGUCAGCUUUUCCCUCCGUCUCGGCCCCGCUACAGUCGCUCUGAUGUAAUGCCAUCCGGACGCAGCCGCCUACUGGAAGACUUCAGGAACAACCGCUUCCCAAACCUCCAACUCCGUGACCUGCCAGGACAUAUGGUGGAGUUUUCGCAAGACCAACAUGGAUCCAGAUUUAUCCAGCAGAAGCUAGAGAGAGCCACCCCAGCUGAGAGGCAGAUGGUGUUUGGGGAGAUUCUACAAGCAGCAUACCAACUGAUGACUGAUGUAUUUGGGAACUAUGUCAUUCAAAAGUUCUUUGAGUUUGGAAGUGCCGACCAGAAGUUGGCCUUAGCCACGCGUAUCCGUGGACAUGUCCUCCCUCUGGCCUUACAGAUGUAUGGCUGUAGGGUAAUUCAGAAAGCUUUGGAGUCCAUCUCCUCAGACCAGCAGGUAAUUAGUGACAUCGUCCGCGAGCUCGACGGCCACGUGUUGAAGUGUGUAAAAGACCAGAAUGGCAACCAUGUGGUGCAGAAGUGUAUUGAGUGUGUGCAGCCCCAGGCCCUACAAUUCAUUAUUGAUGCCUUCCAGGGACAGGUGUUUGUUCUUUCCACACAUCCAUAUGGCUGCAGAGUUAUUCAAAGGAUUUUGGAGCACUGCACCCAGGAGCAGACUCUGCCUAUCCUGGAGGAGCUGCAUCAGCACUCUGAACAGCUGGGCCAGAAAUAUCAAGGCGUAUCAUUGGAGAUGACACCCAAAACAUAUUAUACAGUGUCCCGCGAUGCACUGUUCAAGGAUCAAUAUGGUAACUACGUCAUUCAGCAUGUUCUGGAGCACGGCAGACCAGAGGAUAAGAGCAAGAUUGUUGCAGAAGUUCGUGGGAAAGUUCUCGUCCUCAGCCAGCACAAAUUUGCAAGUAAUGUCGUGGAGAAGUGUGUGAUCCACUCCUCCCGUGCAGAGAGAGCUCUGCUCAUAGAUGAAGUGUGCUGUCAGAAGGACGGGCCUCACAGCGCCCUCUACACCAUGAUGAAGGACCAGUACGCCAACUACGUCGUCCAAAGAAUGAUCGACAUGGCAGAACCUGCUCAGCGCAAAAUUAUCAUGCACAAGAUCCGGCCUCACAUCGCCACUUUACGCAAGUACACCUACGGGAAGCACAUUCUGGCCAAGCUAGAAAAGUAUUACAUGAAGAGCGGUUCUGAACUGGGUCCCAUCGGAGGCCCUACAAAUGGCCUCAUGUAGUCGACACUCUGGGUCCCCUGAAGAAGAGAAGGAGCCCCAAACCCUCCUCCCCAAUGAUCUGUGAGAGAUGCUCCUUAGCCAUAGGGGUUAGCCUUUGAAGUCCUCUGUCGCCCCCUUUUCUAGAGGGAGGAAUUACCAAAAAGAAAAAAAAAAACUCAAAAAGACAAGUCAACUUCACCUAAGAACGCUGUGACAACUAAGCCCUGCCACUCUGCCGCCCCACUCAAGGCCACCACAGAGCGGCCCUUGGGGGACGCAUAGUCAGCAGGGUGACUUUUUUUUUUUUUCUGGGUAAAGCACAAGCCCAUUGUUAAUGAUGUAAUUGAUGUAUUUGACUGGUUUUCAUAGUAUCUUGUACAUUUAGUUUUAUACCUUGUAAAUUCUCUGUAGAAAAACAAAACUUAUUACACAUUUGCUGAAAUUUACAAUUCCUACAAUUAACACCAGCAAGUGAUUUUAUAAGGCUAAAUGGAGUGAAACUUUUAAGAGAAAACAACAAUUCCAUUUGUUUUUUUGUAACUAGACUUAUCAAGUCAGCUGUUCUAACACAAGUCAAGGCAAUUGAAUAUAAUAUUUGUAUAUUAUCCCAUGCACAGUCAAGUUUUCCCAUGCCAAAGCAGCUGAUGGAUUUAUUAUCAUGAAUUACAUAUUCAGGAUGGAUUUAAACCCCUCCAUCCACAGGUGACUACUAUGUGUUGGUGCCACAGUCACCCAAAGGUCUUGAAGACCGCUUUGUGAGCUCAGCUUUGGGGAUUGGUGCUUUAGUCAGGGGUCGUGUGUUUCCGUUGGUGGCUUUUUCUUGCCUCCUUUUCCAGGCUGAAGCGUGGGCCCGUGUUUACUCAGCAGCUUUCGGUACUGAAUAUUUCCAAUCUGAGCUGCUGCAUUCAAUGAGCCCCGACUUUGAGCCGUCUUUUUCCCUCAUGCAGGCGAUCACUCGGGGUUUAUGCAACGUUUUAGAAAAGAUCUAUUAACUUAUAUAAGCGGGGCAUGAGGUUUGGUUGUACAGCGGGCGUGGAACCUGGUUUAAUCUUAACAUGAAAUGAGUAGUGCGGGGGGCUUUUUUUGUGGGGGUAGCUGGGUGGGAGUGGGCUACGUGUUGGCAUGCUGUGACAGGUUUUAAUCCUUGGAAUGAUUCUUUUCUUUAUCAUGUUUUGUGUAACAUCUUAUCUGUCUUGUAGUUUGAGAUGAACACUGCCCUAGAAAACGGUAUCUUUAUGUACUGAAUAAUCAUCUCUUGCGUAGAAGUAGUUUAGCGAUGUAUAGCAUCUUUAUGUAUGAGUAAAUCGUUGCUUUUUUGGGUCGGGGGCUUGCAGCAGUGAUGGGACCCCCACCGCCUGAUGGUCAGAGUAUGGUAGGAAAAAUGUUGUGACGUGGAGCGUAUCCCAGCUUUGUACAUCUGAGGUGACGUGAACUAGAAGUAGUGGGGUAAAUUAGAGAAAGGGAUUCAGGAGGAACCUUUUUAAUGGCUCUGUUUCUGUUUUUUUAAUUUUAUUUUUCAUUUGGUUGGGUAUGCAAGUGCAAAGGUGGAGGCCGGUGGGGCCAUCGAAAGUUAUACAAUUCACCUGUAAUGCUCGUAGUGAUGGCUUCUUUGCUUCAUAUGAAUAAUUGUAGAAUACAUGUAGUAUAUGUGCAGUUAAUAAGUGUAAGAUUAUUAGUUUAAAUUGAAAAAAAAUAUGUCUAGUCGUGGUGUUUGACAGGCCUUGCUCUAAAUUUGUAGUGAUGCUUUUAUUUCGUCUGUACAGUUGUACAUUUGUAAACGUUUAUGCUGUAAAUGGGAUGUCUUUUACACUUUUUUGGGGAGAAAAAGGCAAAAAUGUGCAUUUUGAUGUGUGUAUAUUCAUCACUCCUUUCCCCCUUGAACAUAAUGUAUACAGUUUUAUUUGAUCAAGUGUUAUUUUAAAGAAAAGAAGACUAUGGCUUCACAAUCUGGCAUGUUUUUCUUUUGUUUUUAAUCCGCUUUUGGGAAAGGCCAGCCUCUAUUUGUACUGGAGCUGUAACAUCUACUGUUGAUAGUCUUUCUAAUGUGUGACACUUUAAAAAGAAGAAAAACAAACACUCUGUACUACAAACUGAGGCUGCAUUUAGUCCUCUCUGCUACCAUGGAAACUUCACAGGAUACGACAAGAAUUAUUUUUGUACAGAAGAGUGCUGUAUUUUGGAACAGCUACUACCUUGUAAGCAAAAGCAAUGUAAAAUAUUGUCAAUUAUAUAAAUAUGAACAUAUGAGUUUUGUCACACUGUCAAAGUCAUGUACAUUUUCAGGUGGCCUUAUGUACAUUUCCAGAUGUUAGAUGAAGAAAACAAACUCAUUUUUGGAAGCAGAAUUGUGACUAUGUAUGAUUAAACUGUUCUUCUAACA
Cheilinus undulatus (humphead wrasse) is the source of this 6157-nucleotide messenger RNA. RefSeq names its product pumilio RNA-binding family member 2 (gene pum2). Gene Ontology annotation, biological process: miRNA processing; regulation of mRNA stability. The record is from RefSeq and is a predicted model, not a curated record. Lineage: Eukaryota; Metazoa; Chordata; Actinopteri; Labriformes; Labridae. The transcript is spliced from 23 exons. Gene Ontology annotation, molecular function: mRNA 3'-UTR binding. Gene Ontology annotation, cellular component: cytoplasm; cytosol. Bases 157 to 3798 code for a protein of 1213 amino acids.